This is a messenger RNA of Aspergillus tanneri, 774 nucleotides long. RefSeq lists its product as uncharacterized. The transcript is spliced from 2 exons. The record is from RefSeq and is a predicted model, not a curated record. Bases 1 to 774 code for a protein of 257 amino acids. NCBI's taxonomy places the organism in Eukaryota, Fungi, Ascomycota, Eurotiomycetes, Eurotiales, Aspergillaceae.
AUGCCCCACCGCAGCAAGAUUACCAACACCACCCUCCCCAUAUCCUCACCAUCCAUCUCCCGCUCUACGAUCAACGAAACCACAUUCUCGAACCUGACCCCGUCAGACUCAAUCGACCGCAGCGAACUCGACCAGACGACGCUCCUCGGACCCCUGGAACCCGACGCUCCGCAGCAUCACAAGAAGAAAUACGCGCAGUCGAGAACGGUAAUCAACCGCUCGCGGGUCGUCCACUCGACUUUAUCAAACUCCGACGCCCGUCGCUCAAACAUCAAGAACAGCAUCGUUCUCAAUUCUGGCGCGAAGUACUUGUCCGCGAAGGACUCUAAGCUGCAGACCGUGGUGACACGACGCAGUGAUGUCAAGAACACGACAGUCAGCGACAGUUCCGUUGCGCGGAGCAAAGUGAGCGAUUCGGCAGUGGAGGAGAGCCUCGUGCGAAAAAGUAGGCUGGAUGGCACGGGGCUAGCACGGAGUUGGGUGAAGAAGAGCCAGUUGAUUGAUUGUGAUGUGAACGAUUGUAUGAUUAUUAAGUCGGAUUUUAAGGGGAUGGUUCUGAGGUAUGGGGUGUGGAAGAAGGGGAGGUUGGUGGGGAGAAUGGGGAAUAGGGAGGUUGUGGCUCUCGGGAGAGGUGGACAGCCACUGGAGUUAUCAGAAGAGGGAAUUGUCACCAAGGAGCCCGAGGUGUGGAUGAAGAUGGAGCCGGAUUCAGAGAGUUCGGAUUCAGAGAAUGACGAGGCAGAUGCGCCGCCUCCGUAUACAGAGCAUGCAUAG